AUGAGAAUUGGAUUUGGCUCUGUGGUUCUCGGCGCUGGAUUAAGCGCAAUUCUCAGCUUCAGCUUUCUGGCGCUCUCUAUCGGAACCGAGUACUGGUACAUUAUAGAAGAUCAAAGGACGAAUAACACUGAGCCACAGCACGUGCAUUCUGGACUUUGGGGAGUGGCGAAUGAUGAUCAGCCCAUCAUAGGAGACCCGCCAAUAUUAUCAGAGUCAGAAAGGCAUAUGCAGAAUAUGCAUAAUGCGAUUGCUGUCCUGCUGCCUCUCAGUCUGGUGCUCUUAGUAUUUGGAGGAGUAUUUGCCAUUGCCAGCUCUCUAGCCCGGUGUAGACUUCUCCUCAUGGGAACUGCAUCCUAUUUUCUUCUUUGCAGUCUUCUCACUCUCUCUGGUGUAAGUCUGUACAUCAGUUAUUCCCAAAAAGCUCUGGAGGAGACAAAGCUAAGAAUUGGGUUGGAACAGAUGGCCAUGGUUCACACAUCCUUUGGUUGGUCAGUGGGUUUGGCCUGGCUCUCCUUUAUUCUGGAAGUAACAACCGGUCUUCUCCUCUUGGUUUCUGCCCGGAUGGUCCAAUUAUCCCAGUACCAGGAGACUGUAUCCCCUAUAUAAAAUUCAAACCCCCAGAGCACCAGUGCAAACCAUAAGCAUGUUAAGGUACAGUAAUUAUCAUAUGCAUGCUAAGUUCAAAAGCAAUACUGCUGUCAUUCCAAUAGUGUCAACAUCCCUUUAUUUAUUUUAUUUGUCUUAAAUGUAAAGCACUAUAAGGAUAACUCUAUGUGGUUGUUUUUCAUUACAUACUUUAUUUGAAUUAUAUAAUUUACUUGAAUACUAAUUGAGAAAGAUGUAUUUUUGUUCACCAAGAACAUGUACAUAUAUGAAAUUAAAACAAAAUUAUUAACACCUUAUUUUUUUGAAGGAACUUUGUCCUUUAUUUUUCCCAUUUUCCCAUCCUCCUAAUUCAAGAUCUUUAUUUUUUAACAAUGAUUUUAUCAGCAAUGGUCAAGUCAACAUGGUGAGACUAUUUUCCCAUCAGAACCCGUUUUAAAGCAUUAAAAACAAUAACAAAGAAAAGAUACAUUGAAGAAUAAUUUUUUUUAAACAUGUAAGCACAGAAUGUACCAGUCCACACAGGGUUGUAAUUUUAAGAGAUGUGCUUUACUUGUGCUUUACAUUAUUUUACAUAAGGUCAUUUUUUUUUAACUGCCCUUUAAUAUAUUGUUGUAAGUGGUGGUUGUGACAUUUUACUUCUGUUACUUUGCCUACUAGCAGCAAGACUCAUACAUAAUACAUAAUUUAUCCAAAUAACUUCGUAAAUAAAAACUAUCAAUUAAAAGCAUUUGAUAAUAUAAGCAUUUUUAUAUAUCAUUUAAAAAAUAUAUACAUUAAAACUAGUAUAUUCAUUAAUAGUAUUAUAUACGCUUAUUCACAUGAUUGUAGCUUUGGAACAUUGUUACCUUGGUGUACCUUGUUGCCAUGGGCAACUAUUCUUUUAACCAUCAAAGUUAAUUGAAUUCCCCACACACCCAAAGUGUAUUUAAUUAGAAAGCAGAUACAGUGCAAUACUAUUUAUGGACUUUUUUUACAUAGCAUUUAAUUUACUCUGACACUUGUAAAGCUCUUUUUUUUCUGUGCAGCUGUUUUCAAACGGUGUGACUAGUGUGUGGCUCAGGGCUCUGGUUUGAGAUGCAAUUUCCCCCUGGUAAUUUAGACAAUCCAUCUCUAGGAUAUGUGUGUGUGUGUGUGUGUGUGUGUGUGUGUGUGUGUGUGUGUGUGUGUGUGUGUGUGUUCAUGAAAAAAUAUGUUACAUGUACUUAAUAUGCAAACUUUAGUGACAGACUCAUUAUUUCCCAAAAGAAAAAUGCAUGACAAAAUGUGCUACAGGACGAUCUUAUUACCAAUGGAGAUUUAGAUCUUUUAUGUAUUAUAUAACAUUGGGGUCAAAAAAGCCUAGAACUUCACUAAAAAUCAAGGAUUUUUUUAAUCAAAAUUGAUAAUAAGCUGAAGUUUAGAAUUUUGAAAUAUUAAAAACAAAAAGUGAUAUCUUGAAAAUAUAAUAGUCAAUAUUCUGAUAAUAAUAUUGUGAUGUGGACCAUGUUAGCUUGGUUUAUUCAUGCUUAAUUUCUUCUAUUAAAGCAUAUUUUAACACAGUCAUAGACCAUACAUGCCAGACACAGUCAUAUACCAUACAUGCCAGUUCAAGUGCACACAGUUUUACUCAAGUUGUCAUAAUCUAAUUUGUAAUAACAAUUGUGGUAUUAAAUUAGAAAAGAAUGUAGACCAUUUUUCAAAUAUAUAUAUAUAUAUAUAUAUAUUUUUUUUUUUUUUCACUUUGUUGGGUUUUUUCUUUGGACAGAUUUUUAGACAAUAACCAAUAUGUAAACCAUGGACAUUUAUCUUUCAAAGCUUACAAUAAUAUCCAUAAGUCAUAUAUAUUAUAAUAUAAUAUGCAUAUUAUAUACUUACUUUAUCAGGAACACUAUUCAGCCAAUCAUGUGGAAACAGUGCAACGCAAACAAGAAUACAGAUCAAGAGCUUCAGGUGAUAUUUAUAUCGAACAUCAGAAUAAAAAAAGAAAAAAAAGAAAAAUCUGUGACUUUAUCAAUGGCAGGGUUGUUAGUAGCAAAAAGGAGAGUUUGAGGUUUUCAGAAACAACAUUUUAGGUUUACACAAAAUGAUGUGGAA
Messenger RNA from Silurus meridionalis, 2679 nucleotides. It is a transcript of the gene tmem235b, whose product is annotated as transmembrane protein 235b. NCBI's taxonomy places the organism in Eukaryota, Metazoa, Chordata, Actinopteri, Siluriformes, Siluridae. Gene Ontology annotation, cellular component: apical plasma membrane. The coding region runs from base 1 to 606 and encodes 201 amino acids. The record is from RefSeq and is a predicted model, not a curated record. The transcript is spliced from 4 exons.